Cephus cinctus (wheat stem sawfly) is the source of this 2335-nucleotide messenger RNA. RefSeq lists its product as uncharacterized. Gene Ontology annotation, biological process: purine nucleobase metabolic process. The record is from RefSeq and is a predicted model, not a curated record. The transcript has 6 exons. Gene Ontology annotation, molecular function: hydroxyisourate hydrolase activity. Bases 151 to 1881 code for a protein of 576 amino acids. Lineage: Eukaryota; Metazoa; Arthropoda; Insecta; Hymenoptera; Cephidae.
AGCUAUCGGCCAUUGCUAGGGAGUUAGCUUCGGGACUAGGAUAGAAAAGGAUCGGUUCUGAACAUCCCCCCUAUAAAACUAUUUAGUGAUUUCGUGUUAUGAUUUUGGGCAUUUUGUGAUCCGGGUGUUUUCGAACUGUUCCCGUGGGCUAUGGAGAAGAAGGAUUCGGAGGGUCUAAUCGCAACGAACGAAACAGUGCUGCAUGCGAAUCUCCUAAAGGGAGGACCUCGGCUGACACCAACUGGAAAAAUUAGCCAUGCCAAGACUCGUGUCUACACCCAACGUUAUCGUAAGGAAUGGGAGCAGAUGCCAGACUUCAAAGGAUGGUUAACUUCUGUGCCGUUUCAACCGACUCGUGCCUUUUGUACGUACUGUAAAAAGAAUUUACAUGCUCAUAGACUGUCGUUGUUGAAGCAUACUUGUACUAUGAAACAUCAGAGAUCUGCUCUGAUGCAUCAGAAUGAGAUGAAUGCCAAAAAAGCUGCAGCUGAAGUAAAAAUAGCAGAGAUUGAGGCUGAGCUUGAAGAUGAACCUGAGGAAAUUGAGACUCAGGUUGAGGUUCUUGAAAGGGAUAACGAAGAGGAUGACGAUGAUAUAGAAUACGUAGUAGAAAGAUUAGAAAUGGAUGACGAGGAAAUCGAAGAGGCUAGAAGAAAACAUGCCGAAGAGCAAGGAGUGCUGGAUGAAGAGUGUGAAGAAGACAUGGAAGAUCAAUCACACCUUCAGCUUAACUCUGAUGAGGAGGAAGAUGUGAAACCUCCCCUGAAGAAAAUCAAAGUAGAAAGAAAUGAUGACAGAUGCCGGGAUGCUCUCGCGGAGGCAAUGGCUCAUGUCCAUGGAGAGUAUAUUGAUGAAAAUGGAGACCAAGUGAACGUGGAAUUAGAAAUGGUCGUGGAAUCGGUGGAUCAGGAAAAUCCAGAAAUGCGAGUCAUGUCGAUACUUCCUGAUGUGCGGAACAGCGAGAACGAAAUUACCGUAGAAUCGGCUGAAGACGACGAGCAUUUGUCGCAGAGGAACGACGAAAAUGAGGUCAAGAAUUCUUCAUCCAGCGUUAAGUCUGCUGGGGACGGGGAUUCCAGUGAUCCAAACAGCGAAAACGAGUUAGUUAUGUUGCAUCCUUCCGGUAGAUUAGGUUCUGCUUAUCAGUUGAACUCAUCAAAAUCUUCCACGACAUCAUCCCCGGGAGUUCCACAAGGUCAUAACACGAUGACUAACGCUCCGUUGCAUAAUAAAACAUUUACAAUCACUUCGGGUGGUAAAACUCUUACACUAGCCGGAGGAAAAUUUACUCCCGGUGCUCACUACGUAUUAAGCAACAUAAAAGGGAAGGGACCCACCCUCGUAAUGGCGGAAAAGAAACCGAUAACAGCUGUCGGUCAAUCUGAAAAUUCUAUGAAAUCCGGACAAAUUAAGUCUUCGCAGCAACAACAACUUAUGCAAAGCGCAUCAUCCUACGCUGUUGCUGGAACCAGCCAACAGUCACCGAAAAAGCAUGUCAUUCUCAAGUCCGCCAAGUCACCGCCAUCGAAGAGACCUUGUAUUUCUACUCACGUUUUGGACACCAGUAAAGGACUUCCGGUUGGUGGACUUCAAGUCAGUCUGUACAAACUGAUGGAUGGCAGGUGGACGUUUCUUAAUGAGAGCAACACGACGCCAAACGGUCGUUGCAAUGACCUUGUGGAUACCACCAAAUGGAACUUCACGGCAGGUCGAUACAAAAUUCAUUUUGACGUCGACAAGUACUUCACUUUGAGAAGGAUUGAAACCAUGUAUCCGUUCAUCGAGAUUGUGUUUGAUGUGAAAAAUCCCACAGGACAUUAUCAUUUACCUGUGCUACUUAGUCCGUUUGGUUACUCCACGUAUCGCGGCUCCGAAAGAUGAGUGUAAUAGAGACAAUUAAAACGAAGAAAAUAUUUUUGAAGUGUAUUUUGAGAUAAUUAAAGUUUAUCUGUACUAAGUGGUACAACGAUAAACUCGAGAUUCCAGACUGACCGAUGACGUCACGUUUGGAUGUUGAAUUAUGCAAUUCUGGCGAUUGCAGAGACGAGAUAACGCUUGUACCACACUGUAGAUUAUGUGUACAUUGUGAUUGUCAAUUGUCGGUGAUGCGUUUUCAAUUAGCCGAUUAAAUCUGGCUAUCACGCUGCCAAAAAACCCGCCCCUCGCCCCCCUAAUUAUGUACAAAGAAAACUAGAAACCCAAUAUCAUUAAUUUACAUAUUUGUAAUAUUAAUCGCAAAGUGUCUUGACGCAUCCCAUGGAAAUUCACACUUGAAAUCCAAAAAUUAAUAUUUUUCUGCUCUCGUUAUGGUGACAAAUAAAUUAUCAAACGAGAA